CUAAACCUUUUUUUUUAUUGGCAAACCUUUUCUUUUUCGCAUUCUGCCUCCUAACUCCCACCGGAAAUCGAUCUUCCAAUCCCUACCGUAAUCGAAGACCUUCAUCUCGCCGCCUUUGUGUUUUUCGCCGAUAGCUCAUGCAGCCCUCCUCUGCGCCGGAAUCGAAGAUCUUCCUCUCAAUCAUGCCCAUAUAUUUUCGCCCAAGACUGAUCGAGUCUUCCCAAACAUUUAAUCUUCCAAUCUUUGUAAGACCUUCAUCUCGAGGCUUUGGUGUUCUUUCGCCGAUAGCUCCUGCAUCCCUCGACCGUGCCGGAGUCGAAGACCUUCCUCUCAAGCCUUGCUCUUCCCGUCUGUCUCUAAUCGGAGGGCCGACAUAUUGCUCAUCACCGUGUUCGACUCAGGCUGGCGCAUUAGCCUCAGCUAGGGAUUAAUUGGAGCAAUCUCCCUGCAAAUAUCCAAUUUCUGCAUUAGGAAGGAGCACAGUUUGUUGAAGGAUUAAUCUCCCAUUCUCCCCUGAAUGAUUGGUUGCCUUUUCCAGGGAGAUUUAUUUGGGUCCUUAUUGAUUGCAGUAAUGGCCCCAAAGCGUUGCCGCGGUGAUACUUCUUCUAACCA
Messenger RNA from Linum tenue, 612 nucleotides. The record is from the annotation of a GenBank genome assembly. NCBI's taxonomy places the organism in Eukaryota, Viridiplantae, Streptophyta, Magnoliopsida, Malpighiales, Linaceae.